This is a messenger RNA of Clonostachys byssicola, 1089 nucleotides long. The record is from the annotation of a GenBank genome assembly. Lineage: Eukaryota; Fungi; Ascomycota; Sordariomycetes; Hypocreales; Bionectriaceae.
AUGUGGAGAGAGGAUCAAGUCGUGUGGCCUCCAUACUGGACGCCAACGCCUCUCCCUGAUACACAGGAUGGCCUGCCCUUGGCCGCAACCCUCAACAAAGCCGAGAACAAUCCCCAGAAAGACAGUCCUCUAUUCCGUCUCUCCCCCGAGAUCCGAGUGCGCAUCUACGACUUGGCUCUACAGACUUUCUGCGAUCAAGACCGGGCCUUUGGGGACAGGGAUCUCUUCAAGAGACCCAGUCUGACCGGCCCCCGGCGCAUCUACACGGCGCUGUUGCGGACAUGCCGCGCUGUGUACGCGGAGACUUGGGCACUACCCCUCAUAAAUACCUCGUUGGUCAUCCACGAAGGCUCUGAGGAGGAUCGCCCCCCGAGCAGGCCGCACUCGGUCAUGUCCCCGAACAAACGGCUCUUCUAUCUACAGGCAUGGCAGCUUCUCUUGAUAGGGGGCGUGGACAUGACCUUCCAGCAGAUUAGACUCGAGAACGGGGGCAUAGAGGAGUGGCUACGCCGCCUUCACCACGCCAGGGGCCAUGCGCGGGAGAUCAUGCGCCGCGUAGCGAGUGAGAAGCACCCAGGCAGCCAAUUUGUCAAAGACUUUGUCGAGAACAGUCUCAUUGGCGUCAGAGUACGCGCUCUCACAGUGAGGGUGAACCGUCGCGACUGGUGGAACUGGACGAAUGACCCUUCGACCAAUUCGCCCGAGCGCGCCAGCCGAAAAAGAAUGAUUCGCGUGCUGCAGCCAAAGACGCCGCAUGACUUUGGACCGUAUCCCAAUGAUGACAGCGAGCCUCUUCUGGGUGAAGAUUGCACUCUAUCAUUUGUGUUGGAGACAUUUGGCCCCAAAGCGAAUGAAUUAGACUACACAGUCAACCAGGCCAAGGAAUGGGUUUUUGCUAUCCCUUCUCUCUCGCAGGAGGGACAGAAUAGACAUGUUUUAGGAUGGGAUGGUCAAGUUCGCGAUGAGAGUUGGGAACAAGCCGUCAACGAGCCUCGUAUUGCCUGGCUACGGAAGCCUGUCUAUAGUACAGUUAGGAACCGAAUCGAGGUAAGAUUUAUUCGAUUCAUACCGAAACUAGCGCAGGAUUAG